AUGCACGGCGCGAGCGAUGGACAACACAGGUCGGCAAGGCUCCUUGUUCAGACGCUGGUCAAUGGCCCAGCCCAGAAGGCCAGGGCUGUCCAACUCAGGCGCCAUGGCCAAUCUACCGUGCGGCAUACGUAUCAAAGGUUCGGGCACGAGGGCUACUGCUUGAUGACAAUUGUUUUCAUCGCCGAAGAUUUCCACACAAUCAGUCCCUUGAUGCGGAAGCGGAAGCCAACAAUCAUCCACGUCGUCAAUCAGUUGGCCAGGGCCGAAGUCCAUGCUGCCAGCUCUUCCUCGCAGGCACUCAUUGCUGCCCACAAGAUUUCAAACCCGUGGCGGAUUGAAUCACCGGGACACGAACUUUGA
Messenger RNA from Verticillium alfalfae VaMs.102, 360 nucleotides. RefSeq lists its product with no specific name. The transcript has 3 exons. Bases 1 to 360 code for a protein of 119 amino acids. Lineage: Eukaryota; Fungi; Ascomycota; Sordariomycetes; Glomerellales; Plectosphaerellaceae. The record is from RefSeq and is a predicted model, not a curated record.